AUGUUUAUUAUUAAGCUUACACCCGCAGUUGUCCUGGCCUUCCUGGCUGGCGCUAAUGCCAAGGAUAUCUUUGUUUCUCCCACCGGUACCGGUUCAGGAACUCUUGCGGCGCCCUAUGGAUCAAUCCAGUCAGCUAUCGAUGCUGCCAAGGCUGGUGACUUUAUCUACCUCCAAAAGGGUACUUAUGCGCCUUCAAAGAACAUUCAGAUCAAGACAAGCGGUGCCAAGGGUAGCCCUAUCACCGUGAAGCCUUACCAGAGUGAGAAGGUCAUCAUUGAUGGAGAGAACAUGCCUGGGAUCAUCAACGGCCCUUACGGUAUCUACGCCAGAGAUGCCUCAAACAACUACUACGAAGGUCUCUCCACCCACGACAACUACGAGACCGGCUUCCAGCUCGAAGGAGCAUCCGCCAACAACCAGGUCAUCAACCUCGACUCCUACCGCAACCGCGACCCUCGCAAGAACGGCGAGAGCGCAGAUGGUUUCGCCUGCAAGGACGGCACAGGCGAGGGCAACGUCCUUCGCAACGCUCGUCUGUGGGAUAACGUCGACGACGGCCUGGACCUGUACAUGUUCGGCUCGCCUGUGACGCUGGACGAGGUAUACGCCUGGGGCAACGGGUUCAACCUCUGGGACUUCAAGGAUUUCAAUGGCGACGGCAACGGCUUCAAGCUGGGCAUCACCAACAACCCACCCGCGAACCACAUCGUCAAGAACUGCAUUGCCUUCCAGAAUGCCAAGAAGGGCUUCAUCGACAACGGCAACCCCGGCUCUCUGACCUUCAAUCGCAACACGGCGUGGAAGAACGGCGACAAUGGCUUCAACCUCCGCAGCUCGUCAUCAAAGGUUACCAAGAACAUUGCUGUGGGCAACAAGGGCGAGCAGGUCAGCCUCAACAGCAAGGUUACUGCCUCCGGAAACUCGUGGGACAGCAAGGAUACCUGGAAUGAUGCGUCCUUCAAGAGCACGAACGCGGCGACACUCAAGGGUGCUCGUGGCUCUGAUGGUCGCGUGAAGGCCAGUGACUUUUUGGUUCCUGCUUCUGGUGCUGGUCUUGGUGCUACUACUCAGGCCAAGGUCUGA
Fusarium sp. VM40 is the source of this 1083-nucleotide messenger RNA. NCBI's taxonomy places the organism in Eukaryota, Fungi, Ascomycota, Sordariomycetes, Hypocreales, Nectriaceae. The record is from the annotation of a GenBank genome assembly.